AUGAGCAACUUUUCUUUAACCUUGGUGAGAGAGGAGGCUAGUUUUUCUGUCUGGACGGAACAUAGCGAUCGCAUUCACCCCAAGGAUCUUUCAAGACAUCUCUCGGAUGCAGUCGGUAAAGAACGAUUCAGAAUUUCUUUGCGAAAGAAUAUAUACAUCAUCUACGUCUAUAGGAGACAUUGUAGGAACGAUGAUAAUCGCGACCCAGGGUCCGAUGACGAAGAAGGUUCGAUGGAAUACAGGAUAGGGCCCAAAACAUACCAGGAAAGGCUUCAAGACAUUAAUCUGGCAGAGAAAAAAUUAAGCAGUGAAAGAAUAACAAAGUGGUAA
Molecule: messenger RNA, 330 nt
Organism: Bipolaris maydis ATCC 48331
Lineage: Eukaryota; Fungi; Ascomycota; Dothideomycetes; Pleosporales; Pleosporaceae
Source: RefSeq, a predicted model, not a curated record